CGCGUCACGUGAAAGGGAGCGAGCGAGAAAGAACCAGCCUGUCAGCCAGCCAGCGCGAGGGCAAAUUCUGGUUGCCGCGGGACACCGCCGGUGGUAGAGGCCGGGAGCUGCGUCACACAGCGGGGGGGCCGCCAUCUUGGAAAGCCAGCCAUGGGGCAGUGCGGGGUCAUCUCCUCCAAGACCGUGCUGGUCUUCCUGAACCUCAUCUUCUGGGCAGCGGCAGGCAUUUUAUGUUAUGUGGGAGCCUAUGUUUUCAUCACCUACGAUGACUAUGACCACUUUUUUGAAGAUGUGUAUACCCUGAUUCCAGGUGUAAUAAUCAUAGCUGCAGGAGCCCUCCUGUUCAUCAUUGGUUUGAUUGGCUGCUGCGCCACAAUUCGAGAAAGCCGCUGUGGAUUAGCAACAUUUGUGAUCAUCCUUCUUUUGGUGUUUGUAACGGAAGUUGUUGUAGUAGUCCUUGGAUACAUCUAUAGAGCAAAAGUGCAAGAUGAAGUUGAUAAGAGCAUCUCAAAUGUAUUCCAGCAGUACAACAGCGUAUCCCCCGACUCAGCCAGCCGGGCCAUCGAUUAUGUCCAAAGGCAGUUACACUGCUGCGGAAUCCACAACUUUUCAGAUUGGGAGAAAACCCCCUGGUUUAUUGAAGCAAAAAACAACAGUGUUCCUCUAAGCUGCUGUAAAGAAACAGCUUUCAACUGCACAGGAAGCAUGAGCAGGCCUGGGGACCUGUACUCCGAGGGUUGCGAGGCACUAGUUGUUGAGAAAUUACAACAGAUAAUGAUGUAUGUGAUUUGGGCAGCACUGGCAUUUGCUGCAAUACAGCUCCUGGGAAUGCUGUGUGCCUGCAUUGUUCUUUGCAGAAGAACUCGCGAUCCUGCCUAUGAACUGCUUAUAACUGGCGGUACCUACGCAUAAGAUACACCAGGCUUUCUUGACCCUUGUGCUUUGGAUCCUUAACCCUACCUGUCCAAGAGGGCACUGCAGUGGGAUGCAGGCUCCCCUUGUCUACCUUGACUUCACACAGCUGAUGUUAUCUUCAAACUGACUGUUUAUCUCUGCCCUCGGCCUGUCACUUUAGUAGAGUUUUUAUUUUAUGCUGAUUUUUAGGUUUUAGCAUUGGUAGUUGUUGUUAGUUGUAUAAUAGCAAAGGAAAGCAGCAUUGUGGCAUAAUUAUUGCUCUGUGCCCACUCUAAGUAAAAACCUGAGCCAGCGUUCAGAGCAGUGCCUUACAAAAUGCUGUGGAGUGUGAGUGCUUGCUGCACUUACGGCUCUUCUGGUAUUACUUAUUGAUGUUUGUCACCUGCAUCAUUCCCUUGUGUCAUACACAUAGAGGGCCUCUCACACCGCAGACAACAUCAGUAUUGCUUAAACCACCUGAAUGGGACUGGAAAGGUACGAUAUGUAUUGUCGACAACUUUGCCUGUUACUUUUAGGAUAAUGAAGAAAUGUUUAAUCCAUAUAUGGAUUGUAUGAUGUGAAUUAUCUGAGAUAAUUGGGUCUCGUUGAUGUCUUAUGGCUUAUCCAUCAUGUGUGAUGAUACUACUGAAAGAGUCAAAUUCUCUCUCUUUGACUCCUUUAUGGGGAAAAAAGUGUUUUCAAAAUGCUAUAAAACACUGUCUACAUCUGUUUUCCUUGUGAUAAAGACUGGGUUUCAAUAUACUUUAAUUUGCAGUGACCUAAGAGGUUUUGAUAAUUGCUUUCAAUGUUCCAGAGAUUAAGUCCUCUCUUUUAACCCUUUAAGCAUUCUGUGGUGUGCAGUGAGGCGCUCGGAACACUUGGCACCCAAAGAGUUAAUAUGCACCAAGUAGUUAAUGCUUUUACCUGCAAUGCUGCUUUAACAUAUACCUGCAAACAGGGUAGGAAGCAUGUGUCCCUUUACUAAGAACCUUCGUAAAUAAAGCCCCGUUUUAUUUCUCUGUCUCCAAUUUAGUUUUAAUAUAAAACAUAUAAACUGUUGCUUCAUAUGAAACAAGCCAUUGAUUUUGGCUUAUUUAUCCAGUACUGCAAGGAGGCCGUUGUAAACUGAAAUUGGAAUACACACAGAGAGGAGGAGAGAUCCUUGGUGUAAGGACCUGCCUUCUCUAACUGGACUGCACACUGGAGACUAUUAGCACUCUAUAUUGAGAUAGAACAUUCUAUGGCUUAUCACCAUGCUUUUGAAAAUUAUUCCCCCCCUCCCUAUUUAAAGCUGAGCAGGUCAAUUUCCAAAACCUAAUUUUUCUGCAAAUCAUAUGUACUACUGUUAAUGUUGUUUUUUUCCCUCCCUUACCUUGUUUCCCACUGUACUUCGGAUGGUGCAAACAUUAGAAAUGUAGAUAUAUCUUGAUACAUUUUCCGUAACUGGAACUGACCUGUAAAUAGUGACUGAUUCAAUAAAACAUCCACCCGAAAACAAAAA
This is a messenger RNA of Pelobates fuscus (common spadefoot toad), 2395 nucleotides long. It is a transcript of the gene TSPAN3, whose product is annotated as tetraspanin 3. Lineage: Eukaryota; Metazoa; Chordata; Amphibia; Anura; Pelobatidae. Gene Ontology annotation, cellular component: plasma membrane. Bases 151 to 912 code for a protein of 253 amino acids. The transcript is spliced from 7 exons. The record is from RefSeq and is a predicted model, not a curated record.